GAGUGGACGACGCUUUUAAUAUUUUUUAUAUUUUAUUAAUUCAUUUUGUAUGAGAACUGGUUAUGAAAAUGCGCGUAUAAGAUAACCGUGCAACGUUACUAAUUGCGUACACUUCUAUAUUGUAUUGGUUUUUAAUAAAAUACCGUAAAAAUGACGAAUCUUGAUCUCAUUAACACGAGUACAGACAGCAGCUCCGGGUCUACUUCGGACUCCAGCAGCAGCGGGAGUUCCUCUACCAGUUCAGGGUCUGCCUCCAGCAGUUCAGACUCUGACUCCUCUACCUCUGACAUCCCUCUCCCAGCCAGCAUUCCUCUGAACAGUAUACCGGAACCGAAAUCUCCGCCAAAAGUUGAACCUGAAGAACCAAAGAAGAAAGAAGAACCAAAAAGGAGAUUAUCCACUAAAGCUUCAUCAUCUAGUGAAGAUGAGGCACCAAAACCUGAAAGUCCAAUGCCCCUGCCACCAAGGCGGCGUGGUUCAGCUAAAACAAAAUCUGCUGCUUCAGUACUUGUUACAAAGAAACCUGCAGCUAGAACCUCUGGUGCUAAAACCCCCAAGCCAGCAGCAAAAACAGCUACUAAACCAACAGUUAAGACAGAAAAUUCGAAAAAGAAGAGUAUUUUCUCACCAGACAACAGUUCUGAAUCUGAAACUGAGAGUAAAUCAUCCAAAACGAGUAACAAAAGUAAUAAAGUGAGUCCUAAAGUGUCUCCCCGGCCUAAGAGAGGCUCAAGGAAGUCGAGUGAUGAUAAAGAUACAUCACCUUCAACAAUAACUCCUACUGAAAAUGAUGAUUCCAACUCAAAAGAAAGCACUGCUAAGCGUCGAAGCGGCAGCAGGUCUUCAGGGCCUCCUCCGAAGAAGGCAGUGGAGGUCAAAAGUGCAUCAUCAUGCUCCUCCAGUCAAUCAUCAGUCGAAUCUGUGUCAUCAGACAGUGACAGUGAACCGACACCCAAGAAAGAACCUAUUAAGACUGGAAAGACAAAACCAACUACAAAUUCUAAUCAUAAGGCAGAAGCAACAAGUAAGAGCGGCGACUCAGGCGAUUCGUCGACAAUGCCGCGCAAACUGACGCGGUCUCUCUCAGCUCGCGUGUCCCGCCUCGCUACCGUGUCACGACCAACACAUACGGAUACUGACUCCGACGCUGAUGACAAGGGCACUGACAAGAGAUCAUCAACCAGCCAAUCGAGUAAAGACACGAAGAAGAGCAGCAAGCGUGCGCCCGCGUCGCCCAUCUCGCUGACGCCGCCGCACCCGUCCGAGCGCCGCUGCCCCGUGCGCGGCUGCGACUCACAAGGACACCUGGGCGGCAAGGCGGCGCGGCACUUCACGUGGGACGCGUGCCCGCUGUACCACAACGUGACGGCGGCGUGGUGCGUGGCGGGCGCCGAGGAGCGCGCGGCGGCGGGCGCGGCGCGGCGGCGCGCGCUGCUGGCCGUGCAGGCGCGGCCAAGGGCCAUGCCCACCAUCGAGCAGCGGGCCUACCAGCUCAAGGUCAAGGAUAUGCGAUCAAAAUGGAAGGGCAGUCAAGAGCUCCGAGAGAAGCUAGCUACGGUAGGAGGGGAGGAGAUGAACGAAGAGAGGGAACCCAUCCUGGAAGGAUUCGCCCCGGACUAUGACCUGAGACUGUUCCGGGAAGCCCAGGCGUUGGCCGCCAUCAAGAUUGAAGAGGAACUGCAAGACAUACCCACCGAUAGAGAAACGAAUUUAUAUUCCAGAUUCGUGGUGAUGGGCAAAUACAUGAUGGAGGUGUGGUACCAGUCGCCGUACCCGGGGGACGCGGGGCGCGUGCCGCGGCUGUUCGUAUGCGAGUACUGCCUCAACCACCACAAGUCCGCCACGGGCGCCGCCCGCCACAAGGCCAAGUGCGUGUGGAGGCACCCGCCCGGGGACGAGGUGUACCGCAAAGAUAACCUGAGCGUGUGGCAAGUGGACGGUCGCAAACACAAGCAGUACUGCCAGCAGCUGUGCCUGCUCGCCAAGUUCUUCCUGGACCACAAAACGUUGUACUACGACGUGGAGCCGUUCCUGUUCUACGUCAUGACCUGCGCCGACCAGGAGGGCUGCCACAUCGUCGGGUACUUUAGUAAGGAAAAGAAUUCGUUCCUGAACUACAACGUGUCGUGUAUCCUGACUCUCCCGCCGUACCAGAGACAAGGCUAUGGCCGGCUGCUUAUAGACUUCAGUUACCUUCUAACCAAAGUGGAAGGCAAAGUGGGCUCUCCUGAAACCCCGCUGUCGGAUUUGGGUCUGAUUUCCUACCGGUCUUACUGGAAGGAAGCACUGUUGAAGCGGUUAUGUUCCGCCCCUGGACCUACGUUGUGCAUCCGGGACCUGAGCAAAGACCUGGCUAUAGCAUCCUCGGAUAUUGUUUCGACGCUGCAAGAGCGAGGCCUCAUGAAGUACUGGAAGGGGAAGCAUAUCGUGCUGAAGAAACAGGAGGUGCUGGAGGAGGUGUCCCGGCGCGCCGAGCGCGCGCGCUGCGUGGACGCGGGCUGCCUGCGCUGGGCGCCGCCGGCGUGCAGCGCGGCGCCGCGCUGA
Molecule: messenger RNA, 2544 nt
Organism: Pectinophora gossypiella (pink bollworm)
Lineage: Eukaryota; Metazoa; Arthropoda; Insecta; Lepidoptera; Gelechiidae
Gene: chm
Product: histone acetyltransferase KAT7
Exons: 11
Coding region: 151-2544 (797 amino acids)
Biological process (GO): regulation of DNA-templated transcription
Cellular component (GO): nucleus
Molecular function (GO): histone acetyltransferase activity; zinc ion binding
Source: RefSeq, a predicted model, not a curated record